UGAUAAAGCUUUAUGAAGAUAAGUUGAACAUUUCUGACUAUAUCAUAUAUAAAUACACUGAAGCAGAUUUUGUGUGCAACCUGUUUCACCACAGACUUACACAGCAUGAUAUCACUUGUAUUCAUCUUUGGUCUCCUGCUUGCAGCUGUACAGGCUGCCUCAACAGGAGGGUUUGGUGUUGGUCUUACACCCAAGAAUAUCUAUGUGCCCCUGGUUGAGGGAGCACCAAAGGUUCCAGCACCAAAGAUAGUAAAUGGCUCUCCAGCAGCAAGGGGUCAAUUCCCACAUCAAGUUGCUGUUACUAUAGAUGGUUCAUCUUUCUGUGGCGGUUCCCUCAUUUCUGAGAGCUAUGUGUUAACAGCUGCGCAUUGUGCUCAAGGAUCACAAUUCCAAAUCCUCGUGGGUGGUCAUUCAUUGAGUGCAAGUAAUGAUGGAAGUGUUACUGUUCUGACUUCAUCCAAGGUUGUCCACAGUGGUUACAAUACACAGACUCUGCAAAAUGACAUUGCAGUCCUCAAGUUUCCAAAUCCUGUCACUCUCGGUGAUAACAUCAAGCUUGUAAACUUGCCAUCCUAUUCACAAGCUUCUGAAACAUUUUCAGGCCAAAAUGCCCUAGUCAGUGGAUGGGGCAAGACAUCAGAAAAUGGUGGUGUCAGUGAUACUAUAAAUUUUGUGGAUCUGGACAUCAUAAGCAACAGUGUAUGCUCCUCAUAUUAUGGUAACAUCAUCUUCUCUACUACUAUCUGUGCUAGUGGUUCAGGAGGCAGGAGCACCUGUAAUGGAGACAGUGGUGGAGCUUUGGUAAUCAACAACGGUAACAGCUACCUGCAAAUUGGAGUAGUGAGUUUUGUGUCAAGCCUUGGAUGUGCCAGUGGCUAUCCAUCAGGCUAUGUCCGUGUCACAUCUUACCUGGACUGGAUAAGUGAUCAGACUGGAAUUAAUAUUGCACCUUAAGACGAGCAAGACAUCAGGACUUAAAGGAUGUUGAGUGACAGUGAAUACAUAGAAGAGCACCACAUAUGCUAAUGGAACAAUAACACCAUUAAUAAGUAAUGAUGUUCAACUUCUGCAGUGAAAAGUUUUGUGAUUUCCAGAACAAAGGACACUUUGCUUUACAAAUUUAAUUUCUGUAUAAUUAUGGUCCAUUUACUGAUACAGGUUCAUAAUAAAAUCACAUUACAAUAAAGCAGGAAGUGGUCCAUACGAAUAUUUAAAUUUUUUGUUUGCAAUUUCUUCAAUAACACCAGAGCUACUUGUAAUACUCUGCUCAUACUGACUGACUCGGUGUUCGCUGAACCAGUCACUCAAUUUGGAUGUCAUCUUUGUCUGUAUAAAGAUAGUUUAUUUUCAUGUACUUCCACUAUAAACAUCCUGAAUAAAUGUAACCUGAACAUAA
Molecule: messenger RNA, 1396 nt
Organism: Zootermopsis nevadensis
Lineage: Eukaryota; Metazoa; Arthropoda; Insecta; Blattodea; Termopsidae
Product: brachyurin
Biological process (GO): proteolysis
Molecular function (GO): serine-type endopeptidase activity
Source: RefSeq, a predicted model, not a curated record